Molecule: messenger RNA, 2080 nt
Organism: Xiphias gladius (swordfish)
Lineage: Eukaryota; Metazoa; Chordata; Actinopteri; Istiophoriformes; Xiphiidae
Product: techylectin-5B
Exons: 9
Coding region: 1-1347 (448 amino acids)
Source: RefSeq, a predicted model, not a curated record
AUGUGGGACACAGAGCAGGGACAGACUAACUGGGUGGCAACAAUGUCUCUCCUGUCCUUAACCAACCCCCCUGGCUGGAGCAUGUGCUCCGCUCUCUGUAUCCUCAUCGUGUUGCUCCCAGAGGCCAAAGCAGACGAGCUGAACGCUACCACUCAGCGCAAUGGUGGAGGUUCCCAGUGCGGGGAGUAUACGAACCAGGUGAUGGAGGAUGGGAUGUGCCGGCUGGUGGCCACGCUGCCUCAGCUGGACGAGCAGAGAUGCCCGGAUAUGUUUCGCUGCACGGAUGAGGUCUCGUACUGGCUGCACGAGAACGAGGAGAGGAAGCAGCAGAUUGGGGCACUGAAGGAGACCACCUCUGAGCUGCAGGAGGAGCUCAGGAACCAUCGACACCGCAUCAAAGUGCUCGAGCUGCAGAGUGAAGAGAGAAACCAUUUGAAUAUCUCCUUGGAACAGCGUUUUCAUGAGUUGGAGGUGCACUACGCCGAAGCCACCACCCUGCUGCACCUUCAGGGCACUCUGAUCUUGGACCUACAGAACCAACUCCAUAAUCUGACACUUUUGGUGAAUAAAGUAAAGAGAAGCCCUGGUUGUUUGAUCAACAUCGUCCGUCCCAACCCUCUCAUGAGUGCUCAAGAAGCCCUGCACCCAGAGAUUCAGCAUAUGAGGAACUGUCCCAUAGACUGUGCCUCUAUCUACUACAAUGGAGUGAGGAGAUCAGGCCUCUACACUGUAGUGCCAGCACUGGCAGGCAUGCCUGUGGAGGUUUACUGUGAUAUGGACACAGAUGGUGGUGGCUGGACCGUGAUCCAGCGGCGAACUGACGGGUCAGUGAGCUUUGACCGCAGCUGGAGGAACUAUAGGGACGGUUUUGGCGACCUGCAAUCAGAGUUCUGGCUGGGCAACGACCACAUACAUGACCUGAGCACCCAGGGAGACUACAGCCUCCGCAUUGACCUGGAGGACUGGAGCAACAAGCACAAACACGCCCUCUACCAGAGCUUCAGUGUUGAAGAUGAGGAGCAUCAGUACCGUCUCCAUGUGUCAGGCUUCACUGGCACGGUGCAGGACUCUUUCAGCUGGUACCAUGACAAGCAGGGCUUCAGUACACCAGACAGUGGUAACAUUUGUGCGGAGAUCUCCCAUGGCGGUUGGUGGUACAACCAGUGCUUCUACACCAACCUUAAUGGCGUCUACUACAGGGGAGGCCAUUACACGCCAAAAGGCCGGGGGCCGCUGGGUCCGGAUGGGAUCGUUUGGUAUUCCUGGAGAGACUCUGACUAUUACUCUCUACGAAGAGUCAGCAUGAUGAUCCGACCACGCAGCUUCCGAACCCGUUCGUCACCCUGAGACUGGGUCUCUGGGUUCCUGUGUCUGGGCUGGGACACAGGAACAGUGCUUUGGCAACAGAGAUGACAGAGAUGACUCAUUGGACACAACAGUGAUGGUGACAUCCAAUGAUGUUUUUAUUGACAGAGUUUUUCCACAGGGAAGUGAAUGUCAAUUAUGUCAAUAACAGUUUUUGUAGUGAGUGACUAACAUGUGGAAAAAGCAUCUCUUCUGCUAUUCUUGAACUGAUUGUAUAUGCAAAUAUGGCUGGUAUGCCUGAUAUUCUCAGGAAAUACGGACUCAUUUUUUCCUCUGCGUAUUUUUGGAAACUCAAACUUCAAACUGUAGAGUUGUUUUUGGGACAUGGACAUUUUUCACUCAGUCAUGGGAAGUGAGUUCUUCCUUAUUUUGUACUUCUAUUUUGUACCUGUAGCUUGAUAGUUGACACACUAUUAGUAACUCAGCCAAAAUAAAAAGGGCAGAUUCUGUAUGAUUUGUUGACAGCGUGAAGGGGCUUGCAGAGGCAUGUACAACUGGCAGGCAGAGCAUGCGAGACCAUUUACUCAAUGCUUUGCAUACGCUGUGUGCAUGUACUCUUUAUGAUAUUUAUAUUAUGCCAAUUUCCAUUCACUUUGAAUUUCAGCCAAACAUGAAUUUAAUCAAAUAUGUACAUUUUUAUUGAAAUAUGAAGUGUAUUAUUGCUAUUAAUCAGUCAUAAUAACACUGAAUUGUAUUAGAAAAAAGACCCCAAUCC